Messenger RNA from Phalacrocorax carbo (great cormorant), 4160 nucleotides. Lineage: Eukaryota; Metazoa; Chordata; Aves; Suliformes; Phalacrocoracidae. The record is from RefSeq and is a predicted model, not a curated record.
GUCCGGCGGCGCCGGCCGCCUCCGCUCUGCGGCCUCCCGCGCUCUCCCCCCUCGCCGGGGCCGCGGCGGGGGCGGCAGGGCCGCGCUCCGCCCCGCCCCGCCCCGCCGUGCCGUGCCGAACCGUGCGGGGGUGUCUGAGCGCCGGCUGCUGCAUUGUCGCGGCAGCCCCGCUGGGGGUGCCCGCGGGGGUCCGCGGAGCGGCUCGGGGGCGGCGGCGGGAGGGAGGAGGAGAAGAAGAAGAAGAGGGCGCGGGCGCUGGGGCUCGGGUGCCGGCGGGAGCUGCCGUGAGAGGAGAGGCGCGGGCGGCCCCGAGAGAGGGGCGGCCGGGAGCGGGGCCAUGUCGCUGCAGAGCCCGCCGGCGGCCACGGCUGCCGCCGACCUCCCCCCCGCCGACCCCGGCGCGGGGCUCCCGCCGGGCGCAGAGCUGAAGCAGGGCAGCGCGGCGUCCCCGUCGGCCGAAGAGGGUGGCGAGGAUGAGGAGGAAGAAGAGGAGGAGGAGGAAGAAGAAGGGGAGAAAGAAAAGGAGCGAGAGAAACUGCCGCCCGUCCCGUCGGCAUCCAGCGCGGCUGCCGGGGGGUUGGAGAGAGGAGCCAAAAAUCAGUUUUCCACUUUCAGCAACUUCAUCACCACUAUCAACCAAAAGAAAGAAGGCAUCGGAAACAGAAAUUCACCUACGCAACUUGUAAUACCCAACAUCAAAAACGUGAGAGACCUACCACCUAUUUGCCUCGAUGUACGACAAAAGCAGCGCAUCUCUAUAGAUACAUUACCCCAAGAACUGAAAGCACCAAUUCCUCCUGAACCUUCCCUUCCCAUCCGAACCAAAACUGUGAAAGAUUUUCAGGAUGAUGUGGAAAAGGCUAAGUCAUCAGGAGAUUGGAGAGCUGUACAUGAUUUUUAUUCUACAACAUUUGAUUCUUUCCUGGAGAUAAAUGCUGCAUUUAAGAAAGAUACUGAUUCUCCAUUUAAUACCAUUGAGGACUCUGGAAUCAAUGCGAAAUUUGUGAAUGUUGUCUAUGAUGCCUUAUUAAAUACUCCUCAAGAUGUUCAGAAGUCAGUCCUAAAAGGAAUAAUUAAUGGUCUGCUACAAGAAUGGAAAGGGCCGCGAACAAAAGAUGAUCUUAGAGCAUACUGUAUACUUUUACAGAAUCCUCAAUUUAGUAACACUUCUACUUAUGUCAUCUAUGCUCACUUGCUAAGACAGAUAGCAGCCUUAACAGAAGCUGACCAUCAUUUCCUAGUGCACUGGUCUAAAAAGAUUUCCCAGAGAAGGUUCAAGCAGCUGGUAGACAGAUUACUGCAAUUUAUUUCUUUACGCCUGUUUCCUGCAAAACCUGAAGAGUUUCCACCUAUGGUGAAAUGCUCCUGGUGGAUUCCGUCAGCAACCAAAGUCCUGGCUUUAUUUAACGCUGCAAAUAGUCUGAUCAGUCCUCCUAUUAUUUCAUAUACGGAUUUCUAUAAUUCUACACUUGAUCAUAUUGAUCUUAUGGAAGAAUAUCAUAACUGGCAAUGUUAUGGAAAUUCUCACAGGUUUUCUUUCUGUCAGUACCCAUUUAUUAUUUCUAUAGCAGCAAAAAAAGUAAUUAUUCAAAGGGACUCAGAACAACAGAUGAUAAGUAUUGCACGGCAAAGCCUUGUGGAUAAAGUCUCUCGCAGACAGAAACCUGACAUGAAUAUGUUGUUCCUAAAUGUGAAAGUGAGAAGGACGCACCUUGUUAGUGAUUCACUUGAUGAGCUAGCAAGGAAGAAGGCAGAUCUGAAAAAGAAGUUGAAAGUCACAUUUGUAGGGGAAGCUGGUCUUGAUAUGGGUGGACUGACAAAAGAAUGGUUUCUUCUUCUGAUUCGCCAGAUCUUUCACCCAGAUUAUGGCAUGUUCACCUACCAUAAGGACUCGCACUGCCAUUGGUUCAGCAGCUUUAAGUGUGAUAACUAUUCUGAAUUCCGAUUGGUUGGAGCUCUUAUGGGACUUGCUGUUUAUAAUAGCAUCACCUUGGAUAUUCGUUUCCCACCUUGCUGUUACAAGAAAUUAUUGAGUCCUCCCAUUGUUCCCUGCGAUCAUAGCACACUUGUAGGCAUCUGUGAUGUCACAUUAGAUGACCUGUUUCAGAUUAUGCCUGAACUGGCCCAUGGACUAAGUGAACUUCUAGCCUAUGAAGGCAAUGUUGAAGAGGAUUUUUACUCAACCUUCCAGGUUUUCCAGGAAGAAUUUGGUGUUAUAAAAUCUUACAACUUAAAGCCAAAUGGAGAUAAAAUUCCAGUCACAAAUCAGAAUAGGAAAGAGUAUGUGCAGCUCUAUGUUGAUUUUCUUCUCAACAAAUCAAUUUAUAAACAGUUUGCAGCUUUCUAUUAUGGAUUUCAUAGUGUUUGUGCUUCAUAUGCGUUACUGCUACUUCGUCCAGAAGAGGUUGAAAUUCUUGUCUGUGGCAGUCCUGAGCUGGAUAUGUCUGCUUUACAGCGAAGUACCCAAUAUGAGGGCUACCAAAAAACUGAUCUUACUAUACGAUACUUUUGGGAUGUAGUACUUGGAUUUUCACUUGACCUUCAAAAGAAGCUGUUACAUUUUGCUACAGGAAGUGAUAGAGUACCUGUGGGAGGAAUGGCUGAUUUGAAUUUCAAGAUUUCAAAGAGUGAAACAUCUACUAAUUGGUUACCUGUGGCCCAUACCUGCUUCAACCAGCUUUGUCUCCCUCCUUACAAGAACAAGAAGGAACUGAAGCAAAAGUUGAUAAUUGGAAUUUCAAACGCAGAGGGUUUUGGUCUAGAAUAAAAUUAAAUACUUCAAGAGCAGCAUUUUUAUGUAGCAUUCACUCUCUUCUGAUUGUGCCUUUAAGCUUUUUGUUGUUAUGUCUCUUGAUACUGUGCCAGUCUUACCCAACUGAGAUUUUUUUUUUAAUUAAAUAUGAAGUGUAUGUUUCUUCCUGAAUGGCAAUACAUUUACUGCUUGCUUUGUCACAGAAAGUAGCUUUCUUCGUACAAAAAGCUAGUCUGUUUGAUAAACAAAACCCAACUAAGAUGAUUUCUAAGUUAUAGAUUGUUUCUGGUUUUUCUUAAUAGCACUUUAUCAUUAAUCAUAAUUCCUUUAUAUUGCAGGUAUCCCACUGGGAGAUAGUAUACAGAACAUUUCUUUAUUAGCUAAUCCCAGUGGUAGAAUGUUUUCAAUUAACAUGAAUAAUAGGGAAAAAAAAUAACAUACAGCAUGUAGCCAUAUUUUCACAAAUGCAAAUAGGAAUUUUAGUCUUUAUAAAAUGUAUGCAGUUUUAAUAUUCUGGUUUUCCUUCUCAAUGAAACAGGCUGUCUAAGAAGCAUGUAAAUAACUGCCUGUGGACAAAUAGGGUUUUGAUAGUGCCAUUUACUGCUAAAAAUUUAUUUUUUAUGAAUAAGAGGUUUUAGAUGUUCUAUAUUCGGCUUUUGCACUUGACUGUACAAGAGUGUUAAAAGGUACUUUUUUCAGCUUGAGGGGAUUAAAGUUCCAACUCCAGAUAUUAAGCAACUUGUAUGUUCAUUCUCUGACAGCAAACUAACCAGAUCUACUGUAGCGUUAUAGUAAUCAAAACUAGAUAUUUAAAAUAAAUUCCACAUAUGAUGAAAUAUUUCGGGAAAAGACUUAAAUCCAUGCCACAUGGAAAACUGAUGGAGUGUAUCAUGCUAUCAUUUUUUCCAGCAACUUUAUUGAAAGUCUUAAGUAAGCUCUGACAAAAGUGAAUACAGCAACAUUUCAGGAGAAUGUUGAAGCUUUCAUUAACUUGAAGGCCAGCAUUUAAAGACAAUGUUAUGUGGUUUUCACUGCACAAACUACGUUAAAAGAAUUCUUGGUGUGCGUGCUCUGAGUUAGUACAUUAGGCGCCGGGAAAGGAGCUGGUUCUAAAGAAAGGAGCUGGUUCUAAAAUGCAGAUGUAAUUAUAAGUCUGGGGUUUAUCCAUUAAAUGGAAAGAAUUUAUCAGCAUGCAGUAUAGUAUUUUUUUUAAUAUGAAUAGCUACUGUGUGUUCUCUAUAGAUUUUUCUUUCAGCUGAAUGAGGCCCACAUCGUUCAAGACACUUUUGGCAUCUAAUUUGUCAGCUUUCCCCAUUGACUUCUGCUGGGGCAUGGAUGCUUAAAUAUCUUGUAGUGUCUGUACUCAAUUACUUAUUUGCAAUAAGAGUAAAAUGUUAUAUUAUUCUUG